GAGCCGGGGGGAAGGCGGACAGAAUGGCGACCCAGUGCCGGAGCUCCAGAUGCACGGCCGAAAGAAAAGGAUUCCGGCGGGAACUCGACUCAUGGCGACACAAACUCAUCCACUGUGUCGGGUUUGAAAGUAUACUGGAGGGAAUAUAUGGACCAAGACUGCUCCAAGAUCUCAAUAUAUUUGAUGAGUGUGAACCGGAGACAGUGGAUGAUUGGUCCAUGAAUGCAAACUGCUCUUUUUGCAACCUGCAGCUGGAGAAACUGAAUGAACACUCUGCCGUGGCCAUGCCUGGCUCGCCACCCCCUGCUGAAACCCCCCCACCUCAGGGCCUGUCCACCUCUGAUAAACUCCAGUGCCAAGCAGACCGAUUCCUCCACGCUAUAUUUCGUAAAAAGGAAUUCCCUCAGAGCUGUGAUACCAGCAUACCAUUGGUGGCACAGGAGUUGAUGCGCAAGAUGAUUCGGAGGUUUGCCUUAGAGUAUGCGUGUAAAAGCCAGGCUCACGAGGGCCUGAAUGGUCUAAGUGACACACCUGAGCUUCUCCCUCAUCAACAGGACCUUGAUGGGCCUCUGGAUCUCACCAUCAGCCGAGCUUCUCAGGCCCUCCAAGUUGAUGAAGUGCUUGACCUCUCCAAGAAAAACACAUCAGCAGAAAAUGAAACUACUCAAAGAAAGGUUUCAAGUUUCUUAGGGCCAAAUGUGGAAGACCGGUCCAGACUGGAGACGGAAGAUGGUUCUAAAGCUCCAGUGGUCUGGAAAGUUACUGUGUUGGAGAAGGUCCUGUCUUCGCUUUGUUCCCAUCAUAGACUGCUCUUCUAUCAUAUUUUAAAGGACAUGCAGGAAGAAUACAACAUCUCCGUAACACUGCGUGAUGCUCACAGAAGACAGUUUAAGGCUGAAUCUCUCUGUUGUCAUGCUGAUAAAAAAUCACUUAAUGAGGCCCCGAUACUUUCAUUAAGUGACUGCUCAGUAACUGCUGGCAUUUGUUGCAGAACAGCUUGUAGGCUUCCAACAAUUUCUCCUCUUUGCGUCUGUCUGAGGAACAUUCAUGGCAAUUCCUGCCAAGAUACAUCUAUGGCAUGUGUUGGCCAAGAUAACUCUUCUAACCCCACUGUUUGUUGUACUCACUCAAAACUACCAUCGUGCCAUCUUCAGCACAAUGGUGAUCAUACUUACAUUUCUCAUGUAAGAGGAACUCGAAUUACCCAUGAGGGUGAUUGCAAUUACCACAAUAGAUGUAAAGGAAGCCGUAGCCCCUCCCCACCACCACUAUCACCAAAGCCAAUGGACCUGGAUUGUAAAAUGGCUGUCAAGUCCAGUAUCUUACAAAUUCAGGACUGCAAGUCAUUAAACAUGGCACCUCCUUCUCUCCUACCUCACAGAACAGAGCAUGAAGAUACAGCUUUGUACUGUAACACUCCUCUUCGUGUGGGAUCUUCGGAUGAAUGUUGUGAAAAAGUUUUAAUGUUGCAUACAAAUGCAGAAAAGGAGAAUGACCACCAGUGUGGGUCUUUCAUAGGAGAUCUAAUGGACAGAGUCACUGAAAAGCUCAGAAGCAUCCAACCUUCAGAGAAGGAGCAAAAUCUUGGCAGUCAAAUCUCCAAGACAGAUGACACACAUUUGACAGAAAUUAUAACAACCGUGCUACACAACAGUAGUGACAAAGAUUACAACCUUAAUGAGCUUUUACAACAGCAUGUUGCCACCGAACAGCGAUCCCCUCAGACACGUUCCCGCAAGAGACUGGAAACAUUAGUUGCUAAGUCACCUGAUCUUCCAUCAUCAAGAAGACAAAGCUUACAAAUCAAAAGAGAUCUGGCCAGACUUAGUCCAUCAUGUUUAAAGAGGAAUUUAGGGUUUGAGAGAGAGAGGUCCUUAAAAACUGUUAAAGCUGCACAGCUAACAUACUCUCUUGUUGAACAAUCUGAUAGUAGAAAGUUGGACACAAUACCCAGGACAGUGGACUCAAAGCCUAUAAAAGAUACCUUAGAAAAUUCAACCACGCAUACACAAAUGAAGGAGACAACGAAUAAACAAAAGAGCCAAGAAAUUCAACCUCAAAAUGUAUAUUUUGAAGAACCACUGCCUCUUGAUGAAAGUGCACAAUUGCAAGCAAAUGCAAAAAUUCAUAAAGCGAAAAAUCUGACCGUUCAAGUUGGAAGAGCCAGACGAAAUAUUGUACCACCACAGCGUUUCUCAUCCUAUGUUACUGAGCCACGGAAAAUGUAUUUUGCAGCCUGUUUUUCAGAAAGUAUAUUCGCCAAGCAUUCCCCUAAGGACAGUACCUCAACAGCUCUUGGUUCUACAGAAGAAAUCGCCUGGCCAAGUGAUAUAUGUAAUAAACAGCCUCUUCAAAAUGAGGAUCAACAAGAAGGCUGUGAUGUGCCACAAUACAUAACUUCAUUAAAAGAGCCACCAUGUGAGCACAAGGAUAAUGGAAGGAAUCCUGAUAAAGAGAGUGCAAGAAAAAGGAAACCAUGCCAGAAUUCUACUUCACCAUCAAAAGAACAUAAACGCCAUAAGACCAACAGUCUAAACACUGACUCGCACAGCCCUACUGAAACCAUGUCUAACUUUACUACCACUGAGAGUGGACAAGAAGCUAAAGCAAGCUUGUCUGGACUGAAAUAUGAUAGUCCAAUAAAGCUCAUGUUUGUUUCCUCUGUGACAGGUGAAGAUGGUGUAAAAUACACACUCAAAGCAGCUGCCUCAGGCUCAGAUUCCCAUGGAGAGAUGUUUGAUCCAUGUGUGGAAUCCUCAUGGGCAGGUAGUGCCAUCGAUGAACAUUUCCAGGAUCCAGUCCUUGAAUCAGCUCCAGGGAGAUCUGUUGAACAUGGUGGGAACAAGUAUACUUUACCAAAAGUGGUUUCACAUGAUGCAGUAUUGCCAAGUUGUUCAAACAACGAAGAUGAACACCAAGAAACACUACCAAUUGUACAUCAAACAUCUCCAGUAAAAAGGCGUCCUGGGCGUCCCAAAAAAAUAGGACCACAUAUUGUGAAGUCUGUGAAACGUCCCAUUGGCAGACCUCCAAAACCCAAAACAACAGACUUGUGUUCAUCAUCUGGUACAACCGGUUCCAGUGCAGUAAAUCAUAGGACAACAGAAAUUUCUGGUAAGGAUGAUGGAAACAAAAACCUAAAAAUCACCAUAGUGUAUGGAAGAUCAAGAAGGGCAAAAAGAGUAGUUUCUGAAGAUUUGAGUAAUAUCUCAGAACAACAACAUGUUUUUGAACUAUUAAAUGGUGGCACGUACAGUGAAACAUAUUCUGGAAAGACUAGUAGUAGUGAUCAGAUGCUUAAAGAUGACCAUUUUGUUAUGCCUGUUGAAGACAGGAGAUGUAUUUCUUCAAGCAGCAACAUCAAAUGUCAAAGACAGAGUGACACCGCAGUGUCACGAAAGCCAGGAAGACCUCCCAAAGUCAAAAUAUCUGGUAUCUCUGUCACUGUCACCACAGGGUCUCCAAGGCAAAGAAAGAUACAUAUAAAAAGGGACACAAAAGAUUCACACCUGCUCAGAAAGAACCUUCUUGUUGAAAUUCAACCUUCCAAAGAGCAGAAGACAAUCUGCAUUCCUACUGACAUUGACAAGGAUAUAGUGGUUGGAGCAAAAGAACAUAGUCAUUGUACCAGAGGGCAGCUCAUACCAGUAAGGCAUUCUGUUAGAGAACGGAAACCCUCCAUUCACUUGCUUCACUCUGUCGCUACUGCCAGAUCCUGCGCAUUGGUUCGCAGGUCACGGAAACUACUGCUGAAUAAGGUUAGCUGUGAGUCCAGCAAGAAUACAAAGAACAGACAAGAGCAAGAGCACCUCCCAAAAAAUGCACUUUCCACUAGGACCAAGAAUGUCAGUUCCGUACAAGACGUUGUUCGUUUUUCUACCAUUUCAAUGGACUCAAUUUUUUCAUCAAAUGACGGUUUCAGGUGGUGGCCCGCCUCAGCAUCACCUGACACUUUAAAUGAACAGUUAGCUAGGAGGAUCAGGCUAAUGUCCAACACUUGGGUAUCAGAUGUCCUCGAGGCUAACAAGUCAAGAGAGAUUAAAUCAGAUCUUAAACCAAAAACUUGUGAGAGCCUCAGAGGAUCUGCUAAGAAGUCUGCUUCUGCCAUCAAAAUGCUUUUUGAGAAAAACUACAACAUGGAGAAGCUCUGUACGUGGUUUAUGCAGUCCACAGAAACUCAGUCCCUUGCUAUUGUAAAGAAGGCCACUGCAAGAAAUCCCAAGGAUGUCUUUCACUACAACCUCAGCAGACCAAAUUGCAAAGGCAAUGUUUGCCCAAGUCCACAGGCAGAGAGACUCAGGAAACAUGUCAAGAAAUUUGCUAAAGUUGUCCCAAAGAGUCCGUCAAUGCACAAACAAGCACAGGAAAUGCUGUCCAAGUCAAGGUCACAAGCCAAGAGAAAGCUUUUUAAUACAUCAUCAUUUAAACCAAGGCAUGAUGUUAGGCAGCGCAUUUCUUGGUCUAGAAGCACAUGGAUUAUCUAUAGAACAGCUCUGCUUAGAGCGAGACAGAAGUUUAAAACCAGACCUAGAAUAACAUUAGAAGUGUUUCACGACCAGAUGAGGACAAGGGCUUCAGGUGCUGAGACUCUAGAAUCAUGGAAAGAAAUGCCUAACUUGGUAGGCAAGACAUCCAGACCAAUCACGAAAGUUCAAAAUGCAUUAAAGCUUCUAGUCAAAACUCCACAGAAAAUGAUUGGGAUUGCCAACCUUUCAAAGCAGAACAGAAUCAGCUCCAAAGCUUGGAGUCCAGAGUCCCUAAAGGAGUGUAGGGUGUUUCUGAAAAAGAUCAACUCCCCAAACACAAAGUCAGUGACAGAGGAAUGUAACACUUGCACAGUAAAGCUCUAUGAUGUCUCUGAUCAUGAGGAGAAUGAGGAUGUUUUGGUGGAAGGGACACGUCCCAGUCCAGUUAACUUUCCAGUACAGCUGCACUCAUCCCCAAAAAGCCAGAGCAAGGGAGGAAGAAAAAGAGGCAAACUGAAAAGCUGGAGCACAAGUCCAUCUCCCCCAACAAAAAUGCUCAGACAAUCAAGGAGCAGCAGGGGUGUUCUAGGAGCAAGGUGGUGUGACUUUGUGCUCGGGUCACUGAAAUAACUUGGGACCAGUUUUGGGCAAGACAUUUUCUUGAACUAUCAUAAGGUGCCUUUCAACAGUGGUCUGGCUGAGUAUCACAAGCAUUAUGACACGCAACCUCUGCAAGCGUCAUGUAGCAAAAAACAACUUUAAGACACUUGUUGCACUAUUUAAACUUAUUUUGUGUUUUUAUGUUUGUAAAAUGUUUUAUUUACCUUUUAAAAAUCUUUGAAUUUUAUUUUUGGUGCAGACCAUGAGAAGAUCUAGUUACAUGAAGGAGAAUCAAAGGUUACAAGAGCAUUAUAUUGUUUGGUUUGCCCAAAUCUCGUAGCAGAGUUUAACAUUAAAGCAAACUUUUAUAUAAUUCUGGAGAAGACAAAUUUCAUUUCACUUUUUCUUUUACACUUUAUAAUCUUUUGUGUUGUAAGAGCUCUUUUAAAUGGGAUUUUUGCGAAUAUUUAAGUUUUUCAACUUUAAUUUUUAAUUUUUUUUUUCCUGAAGUCUUCUCAUGUGCUGUUAAUGUGUCAGACCAAAAUUCUCCUCUUAAAAUGUACUCUCAAUGCAUUCUGGAAUUUGAAAAUGAUAGUAGUCUCUCCUCUUUUUGGGUCUUAGUUGAUCUCCUCUUAUCCUAUAUUUAUGGAAACCUGUGAAUUUAGACUGUUUGCCAAGUUGUGUAAAAUCAUUUAAGCGUUAAUUUACAUCCAGGUUCAUGUUCUCAUUGCACUACCAAACCCAAACUGCUCCCGUUCCCGUUUUAUUCCUGACUAAAACCAUUUUCCAUGUACAGUGUAUUUGUGGUGCAACGUUUUGUUCUCAGAAAGAUGUAAGAUUCUGUUUUGCUUUCUUUUAAAUUAAAAGCUUUUAAGAUGACCCAGAGGCAAAUGUUCCACACAUUGUUUCUUAAAUACAAAAACUUAUACAAAUCUUAAUUUGUGAUCUAUUGCAGUAUGUGACACCUACCUCCUGAAAUCUACUGGUAAGACAUGGUAGAUUGGUCUAAACUAGUAACCGUUUUGACCUCUACCUAAAUCCAUUCUAACUGGUUAAAGCCUGUAUGUUUAGUUAUUUAUUUAAAUACUGUGUUCGUUUCCAUCUGCUGUUACUAAUUUGUGGCCCUGCCCCCCCGAGUAUGUAGAAGUCUAAAAUUGCCCUAUUGUAGCAUUGAUGUUUAUUUAGGUUUCCUGUAACUAGACUGGUUUGCACCACUGCAAUACAAGUUUAGUCAGUCAGUCCUCCUUUAUAUGUAUUUAGGUGCAUAAAACUAGUUAAUUCUAUUAGAUUUAAACCAUUUGUCUGCAUACUUGUAAGAGGUGUUUGUUCCAAAACUGCUGAGAUUGACAAUUUACAUCGUGUGCCAACAUAGGUUUCCAUCAACUGCUCAACCAUUCAAACUGCUGGAGUAAUCCAAAAACUGUUGCAAAAUUGGUGCAUUAUACCUUUAUACCUAUGCCAACCAUAUGCUGGAGUUGAAGCUUGUUAUGAGAAUUGGCCUUCUGUUUAUCGUCUUAUUAGUUCUGCCAUUUUGAAGUUUUGGCCACUGUAAACUUGUUACCUGGUGCUAUAUGUUGUACAUAAACAUGCAAAUUAUGUACACACAUUGUAUUUUCUCUGUUUUUAUACUUGCCUUCAAAAGAAGUUGUCUCAGUCAUUAGAACAAUAAAGGCUCUUGCAAACAGAUUGA
Messenger RNA from Puntigrus tetrazona (Sumatra barb), 6756 nucleotides. RefSeq names its product ligand dependent nuclear receptor corepressor-like (gene lcorl). The transcript has 8 exons. Bases 24 to 5096 code for a protein of 1690 amino acids. NCBI's taxonomy places the organism in Eukaryota, Metazoa, Chordata, Actinopteri, Cypriniformes, Cyprinidae. Gene Ontology annotation, biological process: regulation of transcription by RNA polymerase II. Gene Ontology annotation, cellular component: nucleus. Gene Ontology annotation, molecular function: DNA binding. The record is from RefSeq and is a predicted model, not a curated record.